Molecule: messenger RNA, 2519 nt
Organism: Hipposideros armiger (great roundleaf bat)
Lineage: Eukaryota; Metazoa; Chordata; Mammalia; Chiroptera; Hipposideridae
Gene: GORASP2
Product: golgi reassembly stacking protein 2
Exons: 10
Coding region: 171-1532 (453 amino acids)
Biological process (GO): Golgi organization
Cellular component (GO): Golgi apparatus
Molecular function (GO): protein binding
Source: RefSeq, a predicted model, not a curated record
CAGCGGCCCUGGCUGCCGCGGAGACGAUCUCCCGGCGGGCAGUGCGGCCCGGCUCUCCCGCGGCAGCGAGUGCCACGUCCCAAGUGCUACGCGGAGGAGCGGAGCGGGCGGUGCGCGGGGGGCGGGGAGCUGCGCGGAGCCCGGUCAGGCCACACUGAUCGCCCGCCGCCAUGGGCUCUUCGCAGAGCGUCGAGAUCCCAGGCGGGGGCACAGAAGGCUACCACGUCCUGCGGGUACAAGAAAAUUCCCCAGGACAUAGAGCUGGACUGGAGCCGUUCUUUGAUUUUAUUGUUUCUAUUAAUGGUUCGAGAUUAAAUAAAGACAAUGAUACCCUUAAGGAUCUACUGAAAGCAAAUGUUGAAAAGCCUGUAAAAAUGCUUAUCUACAGUAGUAAAACACUGGAGCUGCGAGAGACCUCAGUCACACCAAGUAACCUGUGGGGUGGCCAGGGCCUGUUGGGAGUAAGCAUUCGUUUCUGCAGCUUUGAUGGGGCAAAUGAAAACGUUUGGCAUGUGUUGGAAGUGGAAUCAAAUUCUCCUGCGGCACUGGCAGGUCUUAGACCUCACAGUGAUUAUAUUAUUGGAGCAGAUACUGUCAUGAAUGAGUCUGAAGAUCUGUUCAGCCUUAUUGAAACACAUGAAGCGAAACCAUUGAAACUUUAUGUGUAUAACACAGAUACUGAUAACUGUCGAGAAGUGAUUAUUACACCAAAUUCUGCAUGGGGUGGAGAAGGCAGCCUAGGAUGUGGCAUUGGAUAUGGCUAUUUGCAUCGAAUACCUACACGUCCCUUUGAAGAAGGAAAGAAAAUUUCUCUUCCAGGACAGAUGACUGGAACACCUAUUACUCCUCUUAAAGAUGGGUUUACGGAGGUCCAGCUGUCCUCAGUUAAUCCCCCGUCUUUGUCACCACCAGGAACUACAGAAAUUGAACAGGGUCUGUCUGGACUUUCUAUUAGCACAACUCCACCAGCUGUCAGUAAUGCUCUCAGUACAGGUGUACCAACAAUACCAUUAUUGCCACCACAAGUAAACCAGUCCUUCACUUCUGUGCCAUCAAUGAAUCCAGCUACUACAUUACCAGGUCUGAUGCCCUUACCAGCAGGACUCCCUAACCUGCCCGCCCUCCCCAACCUCAACCUCCCCGCACCGCACGUCUUGCCCAGUGUCAGCCUUCCAGAACUCGUGAACGCGGGUUUGCCACCUCUUCCUUCCUUGCCUCCCCGAAACUUACCUGGCAUUGCACCUCUCCCCAUGCCAUCCGAGUUCCUCCCGUCAUUCCCUUUGGUUCCAGAGGUGUCUUCUGCAGCAGGUACUGGGGAGCUGCUGCCCUCCCUCCCACCCACUGGCAACCUACCCUCCGACCCUAUCACGACCACUGCAAGGGCAGAUGCUGCCUCCGCACUCGCUCUGGAUGUGAUGCUCCCAACUUCCAAGGCCCCCACCACUGCCGAGGACAGAGUCAGCGAAUCCGCCCCAGCCAUUGAGAAGCCUGUUUCUGCAGUAACGGAUGCAAAUGCCUCGGUGUCACCUUAACUUUGAACCACCUUCAGAGUUGGCCUGGUGUGCUUAUUUAACCAUGGAAGCCGGUCUGGAAAUGAAAACGAUCAUUAAUUUCAUCCUAGUUUGUACUGUAUCUGUAGGCAUCCUGUAAAUAGUUCCAAGGGGAAAACUAAGCAAGAGGACCUGGGCUUGUAUCCUGCUAAGUCAGGGUAGGCUUAUGGCUGGGGAGGGAAACGUCGCAAAGUGCUUGUAUUGUAAAACAACCAAAAAGAAUUGUUAGGGUGGCUUGCUGCCAGGUUUCCACUGCCGUUCUUGGGGGUGUGCAUCUUUGGAAAGGUGGUGACAGGGUGUCCACUGGCCUUCCUGUCCCCCUGCUGCUCCUCUGUAAGAAAACGAAAUGUUUUAUGCCUAGUACUCACACACCACCUUUCUUGUAUUUUGUAAAUUGUUUGAGAGAAUGCAGACCACCUCACUAACCCAUGAAAGGAAAAGUUAUUUUACUUUUGGUCUCCAUGAGUCACAUCUCUAUUAAGGUUUACACGAAAUUUCCAACUAAAGAUGUUUAUUAAAGUUACACAAUGUGCACUAUUAAUUGAACAUCUUUUUAUUCAGCCUAUAUACAUAGAUCCUUGUUUUGAGCUCUCAGAAUUACUCAGACAACAUUUUGUAACUGCUGCUGUUGCUUUAUACGUCCACCAUAAAAUGGCAUUUAAAAAGAAAUAAAGGAGAUGUUGCGGUUUUAAACCAGAAGGUGGCACUUUGUGGCUACUUAAAUUAUGAUAGCUAUACUGGGAAAGAAUAGAUACAGCAAUAAAUGACAGUAAUUUGACGUUUCUUCUUGUGGUCCGUUUGAAUUACAACAACUCAUUGCCCGGUGUGCGCUUGUGACUCUCCAGGAUGCCGCACAUCUUUAAUGUAAUUUUUCAUGUCUUAAUGUUUGCUUUCUCCUAACUUUUCUAAGAGAUGAUAAAUGGAAUUGAUCUAUUGAAUGAAAUUAAAUGCGUAUUAUAUCUCUGUUUU